AUGAGCUCUGAGCACAAAAGGGAGUGGCAUCACCACUUGAGAAGCGCGUUAUGGGCAGACUGGAUCACGCGCAAGCAAAUUCUAAAGAACUCACCAUACAAGUUGGUCUACUGCAAGGAUGCUUUAUUCCCCGUGUCUUUGGAGAUCCUCACCUUACAGUUACUCAAAUCUAUUGAGGUGACCGAAAAUGAUCCCAUGGAGGUGAGAUUGGCAGAGCUUAUGGAGCUAGAGGAAGCAAGGGAAGUAGCAUUUUUAUCCCUUCAAAACCACCAGCAAACUGUUAAGAGGUGGUUUGACAAUAAGAAAAGUUCAGACCCGAGACUCAAACAAGGCGACCUUGUUUUGAAGUAUAAUGAGAGAGCAACCAAGCUUGGUCAACAUGCUAAAUUUGAUGGUUUAUGGGAGAGACCCUUCCACAUUACGAAUUGCAAGGGUUUUAAUGCUUUUGAUCUCGAGAAUAUGUAG
This is a messenger RNA of Cryptomeria japonica (Japanese cedar), 465 nucleotides long. RefSeq lists its product as uncharacterized. Lineage: Eukaryota; Viridiplantae; Streptophyta; Pinopsida; Cupressales; Cupressaceae. The transcript has a single exon. The coding region runs from base 1 to 465 and encodes 154 amino acids. The record is from RefSeq and is a predicted model, not a curated record.